AAAAAAAAGCUCACAUCGUGUGGGACAUGUACUAGCCUACAACGCCUCUAAACUUAACUCUUCAGUGCCUCAUAAAAAGAAAAUGUAGUCUCUCUUUUUAUAACCACUUCUCGAAAACUGAAACCUUUGUAGAGAGAACUCAUAGUUCGAUAAAACAUUCUUUUUGCAACUGAGACUUGGCAACUUUGUUUUACUCAAAGUAAGGUUUCUUCUCGUUGAUGGUGAUAAGUAUAAUAUGAUGAAAAGUUUGGCUAGUGCGGUCGGAGGGAAGACGGCGAGGGCAUGUGAUAGCUGCGUGAAGAGGCGGGCACGUUGGUAUUGCGCAGCUGAUGAUGCCUUCCUUUGUCAUGCUUGUGACGGUUCGGUCCACUCGGCGAACCCUCUUGCUCGUAGGCACGAGAGGGUUCGUUUGAAGUCGGCUAGCUCCGGGAAGCAUCGCCAUGCUUCCUCCUCCUCACCGUCUCACCAAUCUACGUGGCAUCAGGGAUUUACACGUAAAGCUCGGACCCCACGUGGUGGCAAGAAGAGCCACACGAUGGUUUUUCAUGAUCUUGUGCCGGAGAUGAGCACAGAGAAUCAGGCGGAGAGCUACGAGGUGGAAGUGGAAGAGCAGCUCAUCUUCGAGGUGCCGGUGAUGAACCCGAUGGUUAAGGAGCAAUGCUUUCACCAGUCCGUGGAGACAAAGGUUGAGUUUCCGAUGAUGCCCUUAAGUUUCAAAUGCAGCGACGAAGAAGAUGAAGACAACGCUGAGAGUUGUCUGAAUGGUUUGUUCCCAACCGACAUGGAACUGGCUCAGUUCACAGCUGACGUGGAGACUCUACUCGGUGGAGGGAUGGAGCGAGAGUUUCAUUCCAUAGAAGAGCUAGGGUUAGGUGAGGUGUUAAAGAUCGAAAAAGAGGAGGUGGAGGAAGAGGAAGGAGUUGUGACAAGAGAAGUGUAUGAUCUAGAUGAGGCUGAGGAGACAUCUCCAUUUGAAAUAAGCUUUGACUACGAGUACGCACACAAGACGACAUAUGAAGAAGAAGAAGAAGAUGAGAAAGAAGAUGUGAUGAAGAAUAGAAUGGAUGUGGGAGUGAAUGAGAUGAGUGGUAGGAUUAAGGAAGAGAAUAAGGAGAAGGCUCUUAUGCUUAGAUUGGACUACGAAUCUGUGAUUUCCACUUGGAAUGGCCAAGGGAUCCCAUGGACCGACCGAGAGCCAUCUGAAAUUGACCUCGACAUGGUUUGUUGCCCAACCCAUUCCUUGGGUGAAAGUGGAGAAGCUCAUCAUCACAACCACUUCCGCGGCCUAGGGUUACACAUGGGAGAGGCUGGGGAUGGAGGAAGAGAGGCUAGGGUUUCGAGAUACCGAGAGAAAAGGAGGACAAGGUUGUUCUCCAAGAAGAUACGGUACGAGGUACGUAAAUUGAAUGCAGAGAAAAGGCCUCGCAUGAAAGGAAGGUUCGUGAAGAGAUCUUCAAUUGGUGUUGCUCUCUAAAGAAAACUAGUUAUGGAUAUUUAAUUACUCUGCUCUCUUCUUGCUUUGCUAGUUUUGGUGAUUUUUAGCCUUUUUUCCUGCAUUCAAAGAGAAUUUUUGCACGUUUUUGUGAGCUACGUAUGUACAUAUAUCACCAAAAAUGUGACUAUCUUGUAAACACUGAUCUAUAUAGUUGAUAUAACGUGAAUUUUGAUUAAUUGCUGGUAA
This is a messenger RNA of Arabidopsis lyrata subsp. lyrata, 1681 nucleotides long. RefSeq names its product zinc finger protein CONSTANS-LIKE 6. Gene Ontology annotation, cellular component: nucleus. The record is from RefSeq and is a predicted model, not a curated record. Gene Ontology annotation, biological process: regulation of DNA-templated transcription. Gene Ontology annotation, molecular function: protein binding; zinc ion binding. The coding region runs from base 236 to 1474 and encodes 412 amino acids. NCBI's taxonomy places the organism in Eukaryota, Viridiplantae, Streptophyta, Magnoliopsida, Brassicales, Brassicaceae. The transcript is spliced from 2 exons.